Messenger RNA from Clavispora lusitaniae ATCC 42720, 1704 nucleotides. Its product is annotated as non-canonical poly(A) polymerase. Gene Ontology annotation, molecular function: mRNA binding; poly(A) RNA polymerase activity. Gene Ontology annotation, biological process: RNA 3'-end processing. Lineage: Eukaryota; Fungi; Ascomycota; Pichiomycetes; Serinales; Metschnikowiaceae. The record is from RefSeq and is a predicted model, not a curated record. Gene Ontology annotation, cellular component: nucleolus; TRAMP complex.
AUGAGAAAAAGCACCAUCAUGGGCCAGAAACGUUCAAACGACAGCCAGCCUGCAGUGACCCGGAAAAAGGCCCGGAAAACGAAGAAGAAGCCGCAAAAUACGUUCGAGACGCUUCCACCCGAGCCCCAGGACGACAUUGUUCUCGUUGAGUCGGGCGACGAAUCGCAUAGUGAUGUUGUGGUGUUUCUGGAUAGAGAAGAGGAAACGCAAGAAACAGAAACCAAAGAGGCUAAGGCCAUAGACUCGAUACCAGAAACAGCAGAUGCUGCUCCUCCCAACGACCUAACCAACAACAACGACUAUAUCCGGCUUGGGCUUUCGUCCUCUGAAGACGAGGCGGAAGACUUAUCAGAUGACGGCGUUCUCAGCGACGACGAGUCCGGCUCGCGGCACCAUAGCCAGCUGGCCACGUCGCCGUACCCGUGGGUCAAGGGCCACGACCAUCUGAAGCAACGUGAAAUCGCCGAUUGGCUUACGAUGGAAAUCAAGGACUUUGUCAACUACAUCUCGCCGUCGAAGGAGGAAAUUGUGGUGCGGAACACUGUGAUUCGCCGUUUGAAACGGCGCAUAGCGGAGUUCUGGCCUCAGACCCAGGCGCAUGUUUUUGGCUCUUGUGCCACAGACCUAUAUUUACCGGGUUCGGACAUAGACAUGGUGGUGAUUUCUACCACGGGAGACUACGAGCAGCGGGGCAAACUCUACCAGCUCUCGUCUUUUCUCCGUACAAACAAGUUGGCAAAGAACAUCGAGGUGAUUGCCACAGCCAAGGUGCCCAUUAUCAAGUUUGUCGAUCCACAGUACAACAUCCAUGUGGACAUUUCGUUUGAACGUACAAACGGUCUAGAUGCGGCCCGGCGUAUUCGGAAAUGGCUCGACUCGAUGCCGGGGCUUCGUGAGUUGGUCUUGAUUGUCAAGCAGUUUUUGCGCCUGCGCCGCUUGAAUAAUGUUCAUGUGGGUGGAUUGGGCGGAUACGCCACGAUUAUUUUGAUGUACCACUUUUUGCGGCUCCAUCCGCGUGUCUCAACGGGCAACAUUUCUGUGAUGGAGAACUUGGGCACCUUGUUGAUUGAGUUUUUCGAGUUGUACGGGCGCAACUUCUCCUAUGACCAUCUCAUUGUUGCAUUGGCCAACGGCGAAGAUCCACGGUACUUGCUCAAACUGCGGAACCAUGUCUUAACUGCGGGCCGUGGUCAGUUUUCUAUCGUGGUCCAGGAUCCGCUGGAUCCAGCCAACAACAUCACGCGAUCAUCGUACAACUUGCGGGACUUGAAGAAAGCCUUUGGCGGGGCAUAUCAGCUUCUUGUGGAAAAGUGCUACGAGCUUCAUGCUGCAUCAUACAAGAACCGCAUAGGUCAGCUGAUUUUGGGCGAUAUUAUCAAGUAUCGGGGCAAGGAUAGAGACUUCAAUGAUGACAGAGAUAAAGUGGUCAAUUCGGCUUUGAUAAGCCAUUUGGAUGAUGAAGACGAUGAUGAGAGCGAUGGUGCCGAUGGUAAUGAUAAGUACUACUUAUCUGACAUGACCAGUGAGGAAGAGGAAACAUACGUGGCACCAGAGCACAAGCAGCCUCAGAAAAACGAAAAUAAGGCGUCGGUUGAGUCAUUUAUGGGCAUACAAAGCGAGUCGGAAGAGGAAGAAAAAGUCCGCACCAACUUGGACAAGGAUGUGAAGAGAGAAUACUGGCGUUCGAAGGGACUAGAGAUUUAA